GCGCUUUUGAGGGGAGGUGGAAGCAAGGGUGGGGCUGUAGGUUUAUAACGACACGGUUGAUUGGUACCGAUGUGGGUGGCACGUGAACAGUGAAUGGAUGGUACCAUACAGGGGGAAAGGGUCCGGGUGCAAGUGCAUAGUGCCAUGAGUGGAUGGCAUCAUAAUGGUAAGCGUUUUUGCUUGUAUGUCUGAAAAUGGGAUGAGUGCGGGCGAUAUGUAUCCCUCUUUUGUGAUAAACCUCUACAUAUAGAUAUGUAUAUGUAUGCAUAACAUUAUGUGUCAAAGACCGGAAGGAUGCAACAGACGAGUGAGACGAUCGAGAAAGAAGUGACAGGAGGAGAGCUGGAGAGUAUGGCGAUGGAAGAGGAUUAUCUUUAUGAAAGUAUGGAUCCUACCAGCGGCUCACAGAUUGAACGAGGUCAAACAACCGGUGAUGACGCUUAUAGUGAUGGACCACCUGUUUGUGAAGUUUAUGAAACGAUCGAUGAAAGCAGUGGUAUCAACCCUUCAUUAGAGAGCAGUGCGGGGUCGUAUGAUGCAUAUCGUCCUGGAUCGUCGUUCACUACUCGCGCAACUCUUCCUCCACAUGCUAAAGUGAUGAUGUUGAUGAAACCGAACACGCCAGGAGAAAAACCAAGGCUGGUGAAACUGGAACCUGUGGAAAAUCCCUCGAAACCUGAUUUUCGAUUUGCUUUUGAGACGUUGCGAAAAUGUGUGAAGAAAAGCACUCCACUGCAGGUCCCACGCACUCGCAAACGACGAAUUAUUCAGCCCGUAGUGAAGAAGAAUAAGAACACUGUCAGUCUUACUGAAUCCAGACAACUGACUGCACGGUGCGGACGGAAGGAUCUGAAAUCCGAACCUACUAGUGAUGAUGAAAGUAUUGGGAGUGAACGAAAUAGAAGGCCUAGACGUGCUCACAAGGCUCCACAGCGAUACGGAGAUUAUAUCGAUGAAACGAAUCGGGAUGCUGCGCGCCUAAAUCUCUCCGACAUUUCGAGUUUUGAACCAGAAACCAAAGAGUCAGGGGAAGGAGAAAGACCACGAAGAAGCCAUUCAGCUAGCAUGCGAAAGAGGAGUUUCGAUGGGAAUUUAUCUGAAGGGCAAGAAGAAACGAACGAGGAAGGUGAAGAUGAUAACGAAAAUGAGUUUUUCGAGGACGAAGAGAUGGUCGAUGUAGAAGGGCGGGAAGAAGAAGAAAGACUGAAUGAAACUGUCGAUGAAAGUAUAAAGAAGGAUGGAAAUCAGAAAUCUGCAAGUGGACAAAAAAGAAAGUUGCAGUGCGAUCGUUGUAAUCGUUACUUCGCGAAUCAUAAUAGCAUGAAUGCUCAUCGUUUCAAAGUACACCGAGUUGUUAUACGUGCUUCCGUUAAAUGUCCCGGUUGUGAGCAUCGUGCCACAACAAUCCAUACAUUGAAUGAACAUGUGGCUGACGAACACGGUAUCAAACUACAGUACGUUAAAAGAAAAUUCAAAAACACUGGGGAAUUUCAGAAUUAUUUGGACGAUUUAGCCGUUACUCGAAACAUGGGAUUUGUUUUGCACAGGAAGUCGGAAAAUAAGCGACAGUUAUACUGCAAUCGUUCUGGAGCGAUAAGAGUGAGCAAAGGAGGUUCGUUGCGUAAUCGUCCUCGAAAAGGUACUGCGAAAAUUGGUGCAAUGUGCCCUGCUCACUUGUUUUACACAGAAUGUGACGAUGGGUCUAUUGAAGUCAAUGGACAGUUAACUCAUUUUGGUCACGCAUUAGACCCUAGGUUCGUUUUCCCAGCUACCAGUUCUGAGAAAGUAUCGGCACGUGUUAGGCUUACACAUCCUAAAAGAGGUUUGCUGCACAGAAGUGUCCCAGUAGAUCUACAGGAUCAAAGUAAAAGCGCAGGAAGCGAUGAUGGUAGUUUUGUCAAUGUUGAUAAUGAUAAUACGAGUGGAUUUGAUGAGACUAGAACUCAUCAUAGAGGGGAAAGUGAAAUUGCACUUGAACAGCGAUACGGACCGCUGCAUCCAAAUUCCGAUGAAAUUGAUAUAAGGAUGAAAAAUAUUGAUCGACUUUGUUCGUUCUUGUUUGACAAUGUAUCGGAGCAACUUUAUCGUUUGAAUGAUGAAACGAUGGAUAUGGUGUUGAGAGCACUUCGUACAACGCAAAAUUCAAUUUCAAACCUGAAUAGUAUGAUGAUACAAAUUAAAGAGGGCGAUCCUGAUGUUGUACAAAAAUUUCAACGGCGCGGUCCAGGCUCACGUUAUGCGCAAUGGUUGCCGUCGUUUGCAAGUAUACCAGAGAGAGUACGCACAGAUUCGACGGGCAGUCGGCAACAACGACGGCAGAUGUAUGAUACAGAAGAUUACGAUGAAGAUACUGUAUAUUAUAGACAUGUACCACUGCGUACCACUACUGAUGAGUAUGAAAAUGUUUAUGUUGUAGACGAAGGUCAGGUUGAAACAGCUGGAGAAGUGGAAACAGGUGAGGAGUAUUAUGAAACUUACUGAUUUUAAUUUUGUUCCGUGCUUUUCAUUUGUUGAUUGGGUUCAUAUUAUUUUAAUUUUUCUUGCACUAUUUUGUCAACUGUUUUGUUUUAGUUUUUUUUGCUGGAAAACACUUUAGGAAUUGAAAUUCCGGAUUUUUUUUCUGAAAUAUAGUGGUGGAAAGAUUAAUGAAGUGGUGGGGGAAAUUUCACUGAAUCG
This is a messenger RNA of Loa loa (African eye worm), 2676 nucleotides long. RefSeq names its product zinc finger protein, variant. Lineage: Eukaryota; Metazoa; Nematoda; Chromadorea; Rhabditida; Onchocercidae. The coding region runs from base 295 to 2481 and encodes 728 amino acids. The transcript is spliced from 15 exons. The record is from RefSeq and is a predicted model, not a curated record.